AUGUCCUCUGAGUUUGGCCUGUCUCCUCGGGUUCUGCGUAUAACCCGGAGUGAUGUUCCUGAAUCAUAUGUACUUGUUCAUAUCACUCGCGCUGGCUCGUCUCUUGUGGACUUGAACGUCACUGCUACUGAAGGCGAGAAUCCAUAUAGUGGUACCGCAAGAGCUAAAACAAUCGGAGCAGUGCGCAACGACGAGGAAUGGUCCCAAAUUGUGUCGCAUGUAUUUGGUCAGCUGGAUGAGUCUGCCGCGAAGGUGAAGCUGUGUGGUAUUGAAUCGUCGGCUAGCGUCAUAGGUGCCAGUGACGCCGAAGACAAGGAGCUAGUGAUCACUAUCCGAAAGAGGAUACAGACUAUAACUCAAAGACUUGGCUCCGUGACUCUCAGGCAAGAUGACCAGCAAGCUAUUCAGCUUUUUGACUGGGCAGGGAUUGCUACCCUCAGGGCUUAUACCAUCGAGGAGCGUUUCGCUUCUUUGCUUGCUCGCUACCGCAGUGCCGAGAACACGAUUAGACAACUGAACAAGCAGCUCGAGGAGUUCGUUUCCGCGAAGACACAGCACGAAGAACAACUGAUAGUCAAUUUCGUCCAGCUGUUAAACGAAAAAAAGCUCAAGAUACGCAACCAGCAACGCUUGCCAGCCUCUGCAAAAGUAGAACAGGAAAAAGUGUCUUGGAUCCAGAAUACAAGAUCAGAUCAAUACCUCCGACCGCACAAGAAUAUUCGGGCCGCGAAGCGUACCGCUGCGGAAAUGAGCGAUGAUGAGGCGGAGAGUGAAGAGGAAUUCGAAACAAUGGAAUUCAAUCAAACCAUGCACUCAAGUGAUUUGGGGGAGGCCAAUGAAACGACCGAUGAGCGAUCCUCAACACCUCAGCCUCUGGAGGAGGUGGACGAGAAUGCCACUGAUGAAGGGUCUCCCGCACCCUCAGAUCUGACUGGCAGUGAGGACGAAAGGCAUAUGUUCGAACAUAGAGGCCCAACUGGUCGCCCUAUAAUGAAGGAACCUCCCGCUCCUCCUCCGCGAAGAGAGCUUCCAUUUGCCAGAAAGGCCCAUACUCCCGGAAAAAAAUCAAAUGCACAGGAGUAUAACACAGAGGAUACUGCCGGGGAGACAGAUGACGAUGAGCUAUGA
Molecule: messenger RNA, 1128 nt
Organism: Aspergillus oryzae RIB40
Lineage: Eukaryota; Fungi; Ascomycota; Eurotiomycetes; Eurotiales; Aspergillaceae
Exons: 5
Coding region: 1-1128 (375 amino acids)
Biological process (GO): double-strand break repair; DNA recombination
Cellular component (GO): nucleus
Molecular function (GO): DNA binding
Source: RefSeq, a predicted model, not a curated record